AUGCCAGUCGGAGAUAAUCGAGCCCAUAAUCGAGCCCAAUCGAGCCUAACUUUGUGUGUGAAGGUACAACACGCUGGCUCUAUACUGCCUGCGGGCUGGCCUUCCACCUGCCAAAGCCUCAGGAGACUUUUGAGUGGUGAUCUCCGGCGCCAGUUGUUGCUGUUUUGUUUAAGGGCGCAAAGGUCUUGCUUAGACAUCUUAAGGGUUCGUUUAGGCUUCCUUAAGUUUCAGUAUACUACUGGGCAUCAACGAAGCAUUGCUGGCUCUUCGCAAGGUCUUGGUGAAUAUGCCACCAACGAAAUCUGUCGGAGUCAAGCUGAGGCCGUGUUCUUCUGCACGCAGCAGCUGGUCCGCGCAGCUGAGGAGCUUUUCGUUUGCUACGGAUACGAUCAUCCUCGGCAAUAUCCCCUUGCAGAGCCGACUCCAGAAGAGGACGCGUUGCAGCGCCGAGAAGUCUGCGCGAGGCAUCCGCAACUAUGUCCGGACUUUCCUCCUCCCGUGGAAACAGUUGACCACCCAACCGUUUUGAAUGAGUUGCAGAAUCAGGACAAGGCCGACAUGCAAGCCACCCCGGAACCGAUGUCAAACUUCGAGGUGGGGACGGAGCAGUGGCGGACGGAUCUGUCAGAUGUUGUUCUGCCAACUCCGGCCUACGAUUCCGACUCGGAUUGA
This is a messenger RNA of Symbiodinium sp. CCMP2456, 672 nucleotides long. The record is from the annotation of a GenBank genome assembly. NCBI's taxonomy places the organism in Eukaryota, Dinophyceae, Suessiales, Symbiodiniaceae.